CUCUCCCCGCUGCUCCUUCGACCCCACCCCACCCAAAACCCUACCCCCACCACCGCCGCCGCCCCCCCCCCGCCGGCGCCUUUCUUUUUCUUUCUUCCUCUCUCUAGAAUCUCAGAGCUUCCGUUGGCCAUUGUGAAUAAGCUCUGGUCUUCGUUGCAGGGUUGGAGUGUGAGGACAGGAGUUUUGGAGUGGGAAAUGGCCGGGAUUUCUAGUGAAGAGUCCGGUGCAGGAAGGUCUACGGAGGGGAUUUCAAGUGGGCAGCGUUGUCUCUCUGGGGAAGCCUUAGCAGAAUGGCAGUCCUCUGAGCAGGUGGAAAAUGGAACCCUAUCUACUUCACCCCCUUAUUGGGACUCUGAUGAUGACGAUGAUGGUGGGCCAAAGCCGUCUGAAUUAUAUGGAAAGUUCACGUGGAAGAUAGAGAAAUUUUCUCAAAUUAACAAAAGGGAACUUCGCAGUAUUGCUUUUGAGGUUGGCGGCUACAAGUGGUACAUCUUGAUCUAUCCCCAGGGUUGUGAUGUUUGCAAUCAUCUCUCUUUGUUUCUUUGUGUAGCUAAUCAUGACAAACUUCUUUCAGGUUGGAGCCAUUUUGCUCACUUUACUAUAGCUGUGGUAAAUAAAGAUCCUAAGAAAUCGAAAUAUUCUGAUACAUUACAUCGCUUUUGGAAGAAAGAGCAUGACUGGGGAUGGAAAAAAUUCAUGGAGCUGUCAGAAGUAUUAGAUGGGUUUAUUGAUGCUGACACUCUUAUAAUAAAGGCGCAAGUCCAAGUCAUCAGGGAGAAAGCAGACCGGCCCUUUCGCUGCCUUGAUUGUCAAUAUAGGAGAGAGCUUGUUAGGGUAUACUUGACAAAUGUAGAGCAAAUUUGUCGUCGUUUUGUCGAAGAGAGAAGAAGCAAACUCGGAAAAUUGAUAGAGGAUAAAGCUAAAUGGUCAAGCUUCUGCUCCUUCUGGGUGGGAAUUGAACAAAAUGCCAGGCACCGUAUGUCCAGGGAGAAGAUGGAUGCAGUCCUGAAAGUAGUCGUUAAGGACUUUUUUAUUGAGAAAGAAGUCACAUCUACGUUGGUAAUGGACUCAUUGUAUAGUGGUUUAAAGGCUCUUGAAGGUCAAACCAAGUCCAAGAAAAGUAAGGUGAAACUAUUGGAUGCUGAAGAAAUGCCAGCACCAAUUGUUCAUGUAGAGAAAGAUAUGUUUGUAUUGGUGGAUGAUGUUCUGAUGCUACUUGAGAGGGCUGCCUUGGAACCAUUACCUCCAAAAGAUGAGAAGGGUCCUCAAAAUCGUACAAAAGAUGGAAAUUCUGGAGAGGACUUCAACAAAGAUUCUAUUGAGCGGGAUGAAAGACGUCUUACGGAAUUGGGUCGUAGGACUGUAGAAAUAUUUGUCCUUGCUUAUAUUUUCAGCAAUAAAAUUGAAGUUGCCUAUCAUGAAUCUGUUGCAUUGAAGAGGCAAGAGGAACUCAUCCGUGAGGAAGAAGCAGCAUGGCAGGCUGAAAGUGAGCAGAAGGCAAGGCGAGGAGCUACUGGAAAGGAAAAGAAGUCCAAGAAAAAACAGGUUUGAUUCUGUUCUAUGUAUUAUCUUGUUUAGAAUGUAAAUGUGACAUUUCAGAGUGUUUAGAUGAUUAUGAUAUCCCAGACUGUCCUAUUAAUGUGAAUCAGUAGUGGAGUCUGACACCUUAUGUCCUCAACAGUUAUCAGCUGGACUGCUGAAUUUGUUAAUGACAUCUUAAUUCCUUUUCUCUCA
Pyrus x bretschneideri (Chinese white pear) is the source of this 1734-nucleotide messenger RNA. Its product is annotated as TNF receptor-associated factor homolog 1a-like. The coding region runs from base 196 to 1551 and encodes 451 amino acids. Gene Ontology annotation, molecular function: protein binding. The record is from RefSeq and is a predicted model, not a curated record. NCBI's taxonomy places the organism in Eukaryota, Viridiplantae, Streptophyta, Magnoliopsida, Rosales, Rosaceae. The transcript is spliced from 10 exons.